Molecule: messenger RNA, 1029 nt
Organism: Colletotrichum chrysophilum
Lineage: Eukaryota; Fungi; Ascomycota; Sordariomycetes; Glomerellales; Glomerellaceae
Exons: 2
Coding region: 1-1029 (342 amino acids)
Source: RefSeq, a predicted model, not a curated record
AUGUCCACCGCCGUUGUUUCCUCCGCCGCCUCCGUCCACGGCUCUGACAGCGGCUUAUCCACUGCCACACUGUCUCGGAAGUCUAUCAGACGUGAGGUAGACGUCGUCGCUGGCGUGACCGUGAGGGAAAGGAACAAGCAGAGCCUCACGGUCUGCGUUGUCCGCGAAGAGAGUCUUCACAAGCUGGAAAUGGCUUGCAAAUACAUUCGAGGAAUAUUCGAACGAGACACUCCGCCCAUGCUCUUCACCACCGUCGAGCUCCUCCAGCAAACUAUCGACGCCGCCGAGCUCUCAGCCAAGCACCGCGUCCUCAACCUCCUCUUCAGCCCCGAGAUCGAGGAGGUCACCUUCGACGUUCCCCCGCACUUCAGCCAGCUCAAGGUGCUGCGGUGCGCGGACCGCCGCGACCACGGAAAGCUGUUCGUCGACGGCGCCGCCACGUACAACAACGUGCGCCUCGACAAGUGGCAGGCUCACCGGCACAAGAACCACACGCUCAUCAUCGGCGACGAGCGCGGCGUGCGCAUCAAGCUCAGCGACAUCGUCACGCUGCCGCACUGGGCACGGUGCCGCAACAACUUUGACGGCGCGGAGCAGAACGAAAUCUUCCAGCAUUUCCAGAACCUGUCGGGCAAGAGCCGCUGGGAGGACGUGAAGGGCAUCGUGUCGUCGAUUUUGGGGCUGGCGACGGGGGCGGCGAAGCUCGGCGUGAGGCUGAGCGGCGCCGCGGGCGGGAUUUAUGCGAAGUACACGUUCGGACUGCAUGCGUUGGAGAUUGGGGCUGCGGGUGUGAAGGUCAGCGCUGUUGCGACGGCGGCAGGCUCUGCUGUCGUGCUGGGGGUGGCGGCUGGAGCUGCGGUUUACUUCAUACCCUGGGAGGGCCUGUUUGAGUGGUUGAAGAGGGCGUUUUUCAGUUUUUGGGACAAGAUUUGCUCGCUCUGGCAGCGGUUCAAGGGCUGGGUUGUGGAUCUGUUCACCGGCGGAUCUGAAGUGGAGAGCAAGCAGAAGAUGCUGGUCAAAAUGAGGUAG